Messenger RNA from Ochotona princeps (American pika), 1585 nucleotides. RefSeq names its product ubiquitin conjugating enzyme E2 E2 (gene UBE2E2). The record is from RefSeq and is a predicted model, not a curated record. NCBI's taxonomy places the organism in Eukaryota, Metazoa, Chordata, Mammalia, Lagomorpha, Ochotonidae. Gene Ontology annotation, biological process: protein polyubiquitination. Bases 215 to 820 code for a protein of 201 amino acids. The transcript has 6 exons. Gene Ontology annotation, molecular function: ubiquitin conjugating enzyme activity. Gene Ontology annotation, cellular component: nucleus.
GGGCGGGCGCUCGGGCACGCGCACUGGCGGGCGCGCGCGCGGACGGCCGGCUGGCGGCGGCGGCGGCGGCGGCGGCGGCUCCGGGAGGUGGUGGCUUCACUUUCCACAGGACUCAGGCGGCCACAGCGGCGGCCGCGGGCAGCAGCCUCGGAAAGCCGGAGCUGGAACGGCCGCGGGCAGCGGCGGUGGCAGCGGCGGCGCGGAGGGGUCUAAAAUGUCCACUGAGGCACCAAGAGUUGAUGACAGUCCAAGCACUAGUGGAGGAAGUUCUGAUGGAGACCAGCGUGAAAGUGUCCAGCAGGAGCCAGAGCGAGAGCAAGUACAGCCCAAGAAGAAGGAGGGGAAAAUAUCCAGCAAGACAGCUGCUAAACUGUCAACGAGUGCUAAACGAAUUCAGAAGGAACUUGCAGAAAUUACAUUGGACCCUCCUCCCAACUGUAGUGCUGGACCCAAAGGAGACAACAUUUAUGAAUGGAGGUCAACUAUAUUGGGACCCCCAGGAUCUGUCUAUGAAGGAGGGGUGUUCUUUCUUGACAUAACCUUUUCACCAGACUAUCCGUUUAAACCCCCUAAGGUUACCUUCCGGACAAGAAUCUAUCACUGUAACAUUAACAGCCAGGGUGUGAUCUGCCUGGACAUCCUGAAGGACAACUGGAGUCCGGCCCUCACCAUCUCUAAAGUCCUCCUCUCCAUCUGCUCGCUGCUCACGGACUGCAACCCUGCCGACCCUCUGGUGGGCAGCAUUGCCACACAGUACAUGACCAACAGAGCAGAGCAUGACCGGAUGGCCAGACAGUGGACCAAGCGGUAUGCCACCUAGGGGCCUGCUGCCUACCGCCCCUGCCGGACCUGUGCAAGCACAUUCACCAAGUGCAUCAAUAGCCCUGCCCACCCACCCCUCCAGACCUUGGCUCUUACUUUCCUGUUUUUAUUAAAUUUUGACCUGUUUUGUGAUGCUAUGUCAUCCGUCUCUCCUUCCUCUCCUCCCACCCUCUCCUUUCUUCCUUUUCUUUCCCCAUCUCUCUCUCUUCUUUCGUUCUAUUCCCUUUUUGAUUUCUAUUAACUUGAAAGGUUUGGGAUUUUUCCCCCACCUCAACCUGGAUGGGAACUUCUGUUUUCAGUGCAAACAAUGUUGGAUCUGUAAUAGUAAGAGCUUUCUUACGAAGCUUUGUAUUACUGUGUGGUUUUGUUUUAUUUUUGUUGUUGUUGUUUGUUUUGUUAUGAAUUUUUUUCUUUUAUGUGAUCUUUGGGAAAACAAAUUCAGAAUUAUAUCUCGUUUCUACUUCAAUGUAGUGCUUAGGGUUAAUUUUUUGUACUGAAGUCUUUAUUGGUGGGUGCAUGCUACUGGGAACAAGUUUUUGUACAAAAGCUUCAAUGAGAAUCACUGUGCAUUACUGAGACCCUGUUUAUCACUAGCCUUCUGUCCCCCACACAGAAGACUGUUGGAUUGAACAAAAUAAUAUGUAUUUUGAUUUACUUAAAGUGCUUGUAAAUUUCUUAGGGACCUGCCACUUUUGACUGUGGAUCAGUUGAUGUACACUUGUAUUAUUAAAGCACUCAAUAAAUCACUGUGGCUGAUAAAUGC